Molecule: messenger RNA, 1334 nt
Organism: Osmia bicornis bicornis
Lineage: Eukaryota; Metazoa; Arthropoda; Insecta; Hymenoptera; Megachilidae
Product: UPF0547 protein C16orf87-like
Exons: 3
Coding region: 262-729 (155 amino acids)
Source: RefSeq, a predicted model, not a curated record
CUGGUAUUAUGUUCCUUUUGUUCAUUACGAAUUAUGACAAAUUACGACUGCCAUUACUUAUUAUCGUGAUGUUGAAGGAUACAAAAAAAUGUUUAUCGUUACAGUGAAAGUCAGAAAAUGUAUUUUCACCGACCCAAAACCUACUUCUGUGCUGUAAUGUCAUUAUUUUGUGAUAUGUUUUAACAAUACACUUUCUUAGACAUAUUUAAACAAUUGUAAAUAACCUUAUCUCUAUUAAUUCUUUUUCCAAAUAAAUGGAAUAUGGCUAAGACUAAAACGAUUAGUAAAGUAUGCCCAAAAUGUGAACAGCAGGUACCUGUCGCCUGCAAAGCAUGCCCGUGCGGACAUUCGUUUUUCAAUGCAAGACGUAAUUCGAUUAAAAGUCCUCCUAGUCCUGACAAUGGAGUAAUGAAAACUAGACAAACUAAUCGACCCAAACAGAAACCAAAUUAUUAUGAUUCAUUAGAAUAUGAUAAACAGUCAAAGAAAAGUGCGAAAAUAAGAAAAGCAACAGAUGCUGCUAGUGACAUAGACUGCAGACAAUUAAAUAAGAAGAAGAAAAGAAAAGCAAAGACUAAAGGUAAAAAUGGAUGUAAUAACGGAAUAGCAGAUGAUGACGAUGAAGUGCAAGGUAUCAAUGGUUUAUCACCAGAGAAACAGCUCACAUGCUCCUUAAUACUACAGGAAUUAAAUAACAAAAUGAGAGUUGUUGCCUGGAAACCUACAUAAUUUUUCUACGUAUUCAUAUAUCUUCUAUCAUCUGAAAUACUAGCAUUUAUUACUAAUUCACUCUGAUGUAAUCAUUUUAUAUAGAUAUUAAACAGUUUGUUUAAGAUAUCUAUCAAUAAUUGCAUCGUGAACCAUUGAAAUGGUAUUAAAGAAUUUGAUGCAUAAAUUAAUAAAAACUACAAACUGUUUUGUGAUACAAAAAGAACGUAUACUUCAUUUUAUUAUCUUCUGAUAGAAAAAGUAAGACUAUGUAAGUGAAAAGAAUAUAACUUUUAUUAAAGAUCGCUGUGUUCAGUUACAUUUUAUCUGUAUGAAAAAUAUGUAUUUCCUACUAAGACUGUUUCUUUCGUCGCAGGACCUGCCGCAAUUCUUCGUUUUCUACAAAUAAUCAUAAUGUAACAUGUAAAUACAAUGUACAUAAUGUUAAUGCGGUACAUAAGGCAAAUAACAGCUAUAAAUCAAUCUUUUUUUUUUUUUAGAAGCAACUCUUUACAGGGUGUAUACGUAUAACAAUUUUUGCUCUACAUCGUUUAUUUUUACUUCAUUAUGAAACGGUGUAAAUGAGAAGAAUUCUAUUUACCAAUAAAACGAGAUAGAGAGAGAGA